GAUUAUUUUAUUUUAUUUUAAAAAAAAAACACAGUAUAAAUAAAACCCUAAACCCUGUUUUCCACACUCCCAUAUUUCAAAAGUCAACGACUCAGAUCGAAGCGUUGAGCCCUGUGUUUCCUCUUCCCCUUCCCUGGGUUCCACUGCGCCGAUGACUUUUCUUCUCAGAAAGGGAUCAUCAUCCAUUGUAUGCGAUUUUCCUUUAAUGAACCGGGGCAGGCUUUGGUUUUCUUGGAAUAUCUUCUUCCGUCACUGGACUUGACGCUUCGGAUUAGGGCUAAUUGCUUAACUACUCUCUAUAGUUAUCGUUUCUUUCUGUUUUUUUUUUUUUGUUUUUUCGGGAUUUCGGAAGAUAAUUCUUCUUGUUGCGGACGUGCUUGUUUUCUUCUAUUCACUGCUAGUGAGGAGGAGGCGUUGGAUUUGGGUAGUGGGGUGGAGUUAAACUAUUUGGGAUUUUGAUUUUAGAUGGCCCAAAUCAAUUUCAUUCCAGGGUUUCGGUUUCAUCCCACUGAUGUUGAGCUGGUUAUGUACUUUCUGAAGAGAAAGAUAUUGGGGAAAAAAUUCCCUGUCGAUGUUAUUGCUGAACUUGACAUAUACAAGUAUGCUCCGUGGGAUCUUCCAGAUAAGUCUUUGCUGAGGAAUGGUGAUUUAGAAUGGUACUUCUUUUGCCCUCGAGGAAGGAAAUAUUCCACUGGAGGGAGGAUGAAUCGGGCAACUGAAGAUGGGUACUGGAAGACUACUGGGAAGGAUAGAUCAAUCGAACACGAGAAUCAAGUUGUGGCCAUGAUAAAAACCCUGGUGUUUCAUAGGGGCCGACCACCUAAGGGAGACCGAACUGAUUGGGUUAUGCAUGAAUUCAGACUUGAAGACAAGGACCUGACUGACAAAGGCAUUCCACAGCAGGACUCGUAUGUGAUUUGUAAGGUAUUCCAAAAGGAAGGUCCUGGUCCCAGGAAUGGUGCACAAUAUGGAAAACCAUUUAAUGAGGAAGACUGGGAUAAAGAGGAAAUAUCUGUCUCUGUUCCUGCUAUGUCUGCACAAGUUCCCAUUCAACCUAGCACAAGUCAUAUUUCUGUUGAAAAACACAUGCAUUCCUCUACAACUGGAUGCAUUGGAUUGACCUCUGUAUCAAGUCCAUCAGGACUUUCCUCUUACUUGACACAUCCUUCAGCUCCAAGUAAUCAAGUUGAUGAUGACAUUUUACGUAUGCUUGAUUAUUUCAAAGAAGAUGAUUACACAUUGCCUGUGAAUGAAAACAACGGAAUUGAGGUGAUUAAUAAUUCUGGUCAGGCAAACAAUGCUGAAGCCGCACCUUAUUUAGAUCAAAGUGGCUUUUUUGAUGAUUUAGGAGACCUUGACUGCUUGCUUGGAUGUGAUGAAGAAGGUGGUUUUUUCUGUGGCCAGAAAGAUGAAUGUCCUACAAACGAAGAUGACUUGGGGCCUUUCGACCCCCCAAACUUCUUGGAAUUGACUGACUUAGUGGCGCCAUUGUUAUGGAAGACUCAACAAAAUGGAAGUCGGAGCCAAGAUAAGAAAGCUUAGAAAUUUGAGGAAUUAUAGACACGAAAUUGAUAGAAAUAUGGACGCAAGUACCUAAUGCGGAUUACAAGUUAUAGAUUCUCUUCCAUUUUCAAUUUAAAAACUUCACCGUGGCAUGAAUUGUCUAUUUGAACAUUAUUUUCUAAAAUAAGUUAACUUGAUAGAACUGAUAAGAAUAUUUUGAGCCCAAU
Messenger RNA from Gastrolobium bilobum, 1730 nucleotides. RefSeq names its product NAC domain-containing protein 82-like. The record is from RefSeq and is a predicted model, not a curated record. Lineage: Eukaryota; Viridiplantae; Streptophyta; Magnoliopsida; Fabales; Fabaceae. The coding region runs from base 466 to 1542 and encodes 358 amino acids. Gene Ontology annotation, molecular function: DNA binding. Gene Ontology annotation, biological process: regulation of DNA-templated transcription. The transcript is spliced from 5 exons.